UGUGUUGGUUAAACUAGAAGGAUGUAGCCAUCCUGUUGUUAUGAAAGGAUUGUGUGCAGAAUGUGGCCAGGACUUGACGCAGUUACCAAGCAAGAAUGGAAAACAGAAUGUGCCACUAUCCACAGCAACUGUGUCUAUGGUUCAUAGUGUCCCGGAACUGAUGGUUAGCUCUGAGCAAGCUGAACAACUCGGAAGGGAAGAUCAGCAGCGACUACACCGGAACCGAAAACUUGUACUGAUGGUAGAUUUGGACCAGACAUUAAUUCAUACUACAGAACAGCAUUGUCAGCAGAUGUCUAAUAAGGGAAUAUUCCAUUUCCAGUUAGGCCGAGGAGAGCCUAUGCUGCAUACCCGUUUGCGUCCUCAUUGCAAGGAAUUCCUAGAAAAGAUUGCCAAAUUGUAUGAAUUGCACGUUUUUACAUUUGGUAGUAGACUUUAUGCACACACUAUUGCAGGAUUUUUGGAUCCCGAAAAGAAACUUUUUUCCCAUCGGAUAUUGUCAAGGGAUGAAUGUAUUGAUCCAUUUUCUAAGACUGGGAAUCUUAGGAAUCUCUUCCCAUGUGGGGAUUCCAUGGUUUGCAUUAUUGAUGACAGAGAAGAUGUUUGGAAGUUUGCACCCAAUUUGAUAACUGUGAAGAAAUAUGUAUAUUUCCAGGGGAUUGGAGAUAUCAAUGCACCACCUGGACCAAGAGAAGCCCAAAUGAGAAAGAAGGUGAAUCAUUCUUCAAAAACAUCAGAAGGAUCAGAUACAACAAUGGUAACAGCAAAAGAUUCUGAAGAAGCAAAGAAUGUUGUUACAUGUGUGGAAGAGCAAAGUAAUGGUCUCAAGAAUUCUGCAAAGGAAACUUGUACUACAAAUGGUAGUGACUUUGUAAGCAAUGAAUCUACCAACUGCGGGUUGAAUUCCAAUGAUAAAGUUAACGUGCAAGAUUCCUUAAGCGAUACUACUGAUCACAAAGCGGACAGUAUAGUGACUGAUGACUUGGUGACUGUUAAGGAGCCUCAGAUUUCACCAGAACAAGAUGAUAGGACAGUUCUGAACAAGCAGCAGACCCAAGAAAAGGCAGCAAAUGACUUGGACUUUGAACUUUCUAGUGACAGUGAAAGUGACAGUGGUUUAGAUGCUAGGAAGUCAUCCAGUACUUCUGCCUCAGAUAGUGAAAAUGAGGAAAAGAGAAGCUGGAAGAAGUCAAAGCAACCUACCCAAGAUGAAAGUUUCCUGCAAGAAAGUUGCACUGAUGUCAGUGGGAGAAAGGAUGGUCAGGUGAACCAUUCUGGGGAUGCAAAGUGUCCAUCUAGCAUAAAUCCUCAUGAAAAGACAAUUGAUCUUGUAGUGCAAGAAGAAAGUGAACAGGACAGCCUUUGCGAUCUAGGAAAUGGGUGUGCAGACAAGAAGGAAGCUGAAACAGAGUCCCAAAAUAGUGAACAAUCUGGGAUUACAAUGGGUGAAUCUUUAGACCAGAGUAUGGAAGAGGAGGAAGAAGAAGAAGAUACAGAUCAAGAUGAUCAUUUAAUAUACCUCGAAGAGAUACUUGUUCGGGUACACACCGAUUAUUACACAAAAUAUGAUAAAUUCUUGAAAAAAGAGAUUGAAGAAAUUCCUGACAUCAGGAAAAUAGUGCCAGAACUGAAAAGCAAGGUGUUGGCAGAUGUAACUGUACUAUUUAGUGGACUCUAUCCUACAAAUUUUCCCAUAGAAAAAACACGGGAACAUUACCAUGCUACAGCACUUGGUGCUAAGAUUGUGAAGAACCUAGUAUUGAGUGCUGAAGAUCCCAACAAGGCAACUCAUCUUAUUGCUGCAAGGGCGG
Messenger RNA from Alligator sinensis (Chinese alligator), 1811 nucleotides. Its product is annotated as RNA polymerase II subunit A C-terminal domain phosphatase-like. Gene Ontology annotation, molecular function: RNA polymerase II CTD heptapeptide repeat phosphatase activity. The annotation marks the transcript as partial. Lineage: Eukaryota; Metazoa; Chordata; Crocodylia; Alligatoridae. The record is from RefSeq and is a predicted model, not a curated record. The transcript is spliced from 7 exons. Gene Ontology annotation, cellular component: nucleus.